Molecule: messenger RNA, 702 nt
Organism: Amphibalanus amphitrite
Lineage: Eukaryota; Metazoa; Arthropoda; Thecostraca; Balanomorpha; Balanidae
Product: antileukoproteinase-like
Exons: 1
Coding region: 1-702 (233 amino acids)
Cellular component (GO): extracellular region
Molecular function (GO): peptidase inhibitor activity
Source: RefSeq, a predicted model, not a curated record
AUGCCGCCGCUACUGCUGUGUGUGCUGCUGGCUGUGGCGGCUCCCAUCCCGGGGCUCUGCACUGUUCGGCUUCAGAAGGAUGGCCACUGUCCUCCGCUGCCGGCCGCCCAGUGCGACGUAUACCCGCUGCCCGACACCUGCCAGAGUGACGACUUCAACUGCCCGGGUGCGCUCAAGUGCUGUGUGGGAGGCUGCAGCAAGUCCUGCGUGCGGCCCGUCUUCCCGCCGGACCGAGUGAAGCCGGGACUGUGCCCGCUACUGACCAUCGCCAGCCCGUGCCCGGAGGACGGCGAAGUCUUUGACUGUCGGGGGCGCGACCUCCUCUGUCCCGGCGCGCAGAAGUGCUGCAGCAGCAGGUGCGGCACGCGCUGUGCCGACCCCAUUCUGCCCGGGGCACCGACGACGACGCCCACCCCCAUCCCCGAGCCGGAUUGGGAGCCGGAUUUGGAUUCAGAGCCAGGGCCGGAACCGGAAGAUCUGAGGGAUCCGGAUCCGGAGCCGUUGCCAGAACCUGGGCCGACGACCCCCAGCCCCGACCCGAGUCGCCCCAAACCAGGCCACUGUCCCGUCCCGCAGCUCUGGUGUGCGUGCGCUCCUCUUCCGGACAAGUGCACCGGCGACUCCGACUGUCCUGGGCAGCAGAAGUGCUGCUAUACGUGCUGCAACAAAGAAUGCGUUUUUCCGAAAGGCUUGGUGGGCUGA